CAUUGAGUGAUGCUCUACAUUACUCACCAUUGUUAGUUAAGUCUGUGUGUUUAUUUUAUUAUGGGAUUGGUUUGGGCAGUGAAGAAUUACCACUGAAAAAACUGAUACAAUAUUAUCAUUGAAAGUGGUUGUAAAAAUUUUUGCAGUGGGCUUUUAACAGAACGCAAACUUAAAUUUUUCCUUGAAAAAGCGGUAAAAACUAAGCCGGCGAUAGUAGAUCCAUUUUCCCUACAUACGAUCAGAACUUACAUAGUUUAAAUGUCUUCAACCGAAGUGAAGCUAUCAAGGCUGCUGAUCUUAGCGCAAAAGUUUAACAACUUUUACCUUUCAGGUAUUCAUAAGUGUGACAUUCGUCCAUUUGUGGUAGAGGGGAAACAAGUUGGUCUUAUUAAGUCAGAUGUUUUAAAACAUCUCGAAAAGUAUCCUGAAGUAUUUUGCAUUCGUGCUUGUGAGCAAACUAAACAGGUGAGUCAAAUCUAUAUAUAGAAUACUGGUAAAAAUACUUAAACAACCACAGGGUUUGGUAGAGCUAAAUCCUGCUUUUCGUGACUAUAACGAGCGCACUGAGCAACUGGAAAAGGUUUUGCGUAACUUGCGCUCCGAGGGACUUUUUCCUGCAUUACAGGGAUGGAGAGAUGAGUAUUUCGAGGUAAAAGCAGACUGCAGAGCUCUACUUAAAAUGGAACGAGCUGCUACUCCGCUCUUUGGAGUGCGCAAGUACGGCGUCGAUAUAAACGGUUACGUAAGACAUCCGACGCUUGGACUAUGCAUUUGGCUGCAGCAGCGGUCAAACACAAAAGAGACCUGGCCUGGAAAGUGGGACAAUAUGGUAGGCGGUGGACUUUCAGUCGGCUUUGGUAUUAAGGAAACAGCCAUUAAGGAGGCUGCAGAGGAGGCAUCAAUUCCUUCUGACCUAGUCAAGAAUUUGGUGUCCGCAGGAUGUGUCUCAUUUUACUUUGAAAGCCGACAAGGACUUUUUCCCAAUACCGAAUAUGUUUUCGACUUAGAGCUACCACUUGACUUUGUGCCUCAAAACGCUGACGGGGAGGUCCAGGCCUUUGAGCUGCUAACAGCCAAGGACUGUGUGGAGCGCGUUUUUACUUCAGAUUUCAAGACAACUUCAGCGCCUGUGGUGAUUGAUUUUCUUAUCCGACACGGUCACAUAACAGCAGAUGAUGUUGUCGACUUCACACAAAUCGUUGAGCUCUUGCACGUGCCCUUACAGUCCAUAUAUACGUACAAGACACGCUUUGAGCAAUCCAUAAAACAACCUCAAUUCUUGCCAGGUGAUUCCAAAAACUGUAACUGUGCAAUAUUUCAGAAAAUAUCAAUGGAGAAUGGGCACAAGAAGGCGAAUUAAUUUGAAAUGCUGUAUAGUCAUAAAAAAAAUAAUGAGGCAUGGCUACAAAGAAAUAUUAAUGCAAGCUCAAAACAAAAUAAAAGUGAUUGUAAUUGAAGUGAACUUUCUGAAGCCCAGGCUAGUCUCCAAGAGGUAAACAUUAAUGGACGUAUUGCCCUUCCCUAGAAGUCUGAUUAUAAAAUGAAGUUUCGUGUCAGCAAAGUUCAUAAAAAAUACGAUUUUGUUUUAAGCUUUUUUUAUUUCACAAUAUCGGUCAGCAUUAAGAAGUAAAAUUAUUACAAAUUAUCAAAUAUCACUUCAUUGUGUAGUCUACUAACAGCUGUGAAGAGUUUGUAAUGCACUUAGAAUUUUAAAAGUAGUGUUGAGCUGGUUUGUAUUUGAAUAAUGAACAAAAUAAUGACAAAUUCUAAAAUUCUGCUAAAAAAUAUUAGGAGGUUAUUAUGAUGUUAAGGUAGAUUAAGCAUAAUGUUUUCUUGUUUAAGGAUAUGCGUUGGUUUGGGCUUUAUUUGUUGUUUUCGUUGGUAUAAACAAUCAAAUUUUAACUAUAUUUUUAAAUAUUAAUUGUUAUUAUAUAACCUCCCUUAUACUUGUCAAACAUGGAGAAAAAUCCCAGAACUCGUUUUUUUUCAAAAUACUAAAUUUACUUAAACUGCAAUAUUAUAGCAGUGUGAAUUAACUAUAGUGUAUGUAUAUUAAUAUAUUAUAUUACAUCUUUUAAUAUAUGUAGUAACCAAAGUGCUCAAAAUUAAGAGAUACAUUAUAGGUAGGAUAAUGUUACUUAUGUACAUUUUUGUAACCUAAUACAAUAUUUAAUAAAGUAAAUAUAUAAAAAGCCG
Drosophila melanogaster (fruit fly) is the source of this 2196-nucleotide messenger RNA. RefSeq lists its product as uncharacterized. Gene Ontology annotation, molecular function: metal ion binding; hydrolase activity; 8-oxo-dGDP phosphatase activity. Lineage: Eukaryota; Metazoa; Arthropoda; Insecta; Diptera; Drosophilidae. The record is from RefSeq and is marked reviewed. The coding region runs from base 259 to 486 and encodes 75 amino acids. The transcript is spliced from 3 exons.